AUGCGCGAGGCAGGUUGGUCUAGCGUCAGUGAGAGCACAGAGCUUGAAUGUGCGAAAGCGAAAUAUCAAGCUGAUGCCGGUGAGGAGGAAGCAGUGGAGAGAGGCGGUACAAACAUUCCGUUUCUUUGGCAGGUGUUGGUGGGAACACCAGCUGAUGGUACGUUGUUGAAGGGCGACAUCAUCACCAGGAUCAGCUGCACCGAGACUAAGAACAUCACACACCAGCAGGCCGCAGAUCUCUUCAACAACGCUGGAAAUCAGAUCGCCGUCCAGAUAAAGAGGACGGGAGUGCACACCACCCCUGCAGGAGCAACAGCAACAACCUCAGCGGCUCCGCUGGUCAACGGCAGCCCGGCUCACGCUACCCCCUCGGUGCCAGUCUCCAGCGUUCACCCGCUACCUGGCGCCGCUCCCAACACUAGCGCUCGCCCUGAGAACCCAGCCGUGAGAUCCCUUCCCAAGACCCAGUUCGUCCUCAAGUCUGACCUCCCUCGACCGCCGAAACAGCCGGCCACCAACAUGGAGACCUUGUCCAUCCAGAGCCAGCCAUACCGUACGCUGCCUCUACUGCAGCCUUCAGCUAAGGUGCGUUCGGACCUGGGCGUGGGUAGUAUCUCUCACCUCAAGAUGCAGGAAGACCACAUCUCGGGGGUGAAGGAGCCACAGUAUGUGCCACAGUCUCAGGCCUUGGCGGUCAAAGCCAAGCACGACGAACUAAUCAUGAAGCAGAAGGUUACCGGUACUUUACAACAAAUCCAACAGACGCAGCAGACUCUCACCACAGCAACACAAGCGUCAAAUGCUACACUAGUCAAUAAGCAGUACAACAGUCCUAUAGCACUCUACUCCCAGGAGAACGUUCAGGAGGCGAUGAGGACUCAACCUUCCCCAGCCCACACCCCGUCCAUCAAUCCGGCUGCUUCCUCCGCCGCUGCUGAUGCCGCCAAGGCCAUUAGAAAAGUGAGCACCCCAAUCCCCGCACACAAGCCCGUGCAGGUGAUCCUCAACCCUUCCAAAGAAUAUAAUCCCCAGUCAAGUGCCACCUGGCGCGCCCUUCAGGAAACUGACGCGCCAGUCGAUCCUCAGAAGAUAGCAAACUACACAUCUCUGAAGGAACAUGAUCCCAUCUACUCUGAAGUGUACACGGCGCCCGUGGCCCCUAAACCAGGCCAGAGACCACCAAUUAGAACCAACGCGCUGCCUGGCCCACGGUCACCGGUCUCCGAACUCUUGCCCACCCUUAUGAAACCGAGCAGUGAGACGCUGAUAGACCCCAGGACCCGAAGUUUCCUGAGUCCACCCAAGACGGGUCUUUCUGCUGUCCUCUCCGCCACCCUAGCUGAGAGCAGGCCAGUGAACCAACACAUAACCACCGAUCGCGAGAAGAUUCCAAUGUAUGAGGAUGACUACUACUACUACUACAACUACUCUCAGCUACAGGAGGCUCAGCAACCCCGUAGACCAGGAGGCCCUAAGACGAACGCCAUCGGUGGAAGGAAGAAGAUUGCCCAGACGGCCUCCUUCAACAGACUCAUGAUGGACGUGCUGGGCGAGUGAGCCGUCCCUCGACACGCCCGCACGCCCACAACACCGCCCACCGUGUCCUAGGAUUACACUCGCGUCGCGUCUGUUGCAUAAUGAAUUGCUUUGCUUCUAAAAACGAAGUGAUAUGCCUCUGAGGACUUACCCAAACAAGCUUUUCUCUUUUGUAAGGGAUAUUCCGACAGCCAAACACUGGAUAAUGCAUAUCAUAAGAAUUGCCUCUCAGUCGAUAAAGGUCACUGGCUGAUCAACUCCUCCAUGAUGGAAGGUAGAGGGGAAGGAUCACCCGCAGUUGCUGAAAGAAUAUAUAUAUUUGUAGUCUAUCUCCUGAAGAAUGCUUGUCCGUUAUAUUCUUUGUGUUCAGGUGAAUAAUUUUGAACUGAUAAAUAUAUUUUUUUGCGAUUUUAUGCUAGCCAUGACUGCUCCGACGUUAUAGCACAGCAUUUUGCUGGAUUUUUGGAAAACCAAUGCAAAAAAUGCGGCAACUUUUUGUCCUCCAGUAGAUGGUAGUGAUGUAAGUUACAUAAUUAUGCAUUUGUAUUUUAUGUAGCAAAUUCGGGCCAGAACAAAAGCCUCACUCAGGGCCAUUCCACACCAUGUCAGGGUCUCACUCAGGGCCGUCUGUUAUCAAGUCAGGGCCUCAGAGCCGUCCCACACUAGGUCACAACCCUUAGUCAGGACCGUCCCAUCACCAGGACUAGAAACACGGUCAGGGCCGACCCAGGCAAGGUCAGGACAUCAGGAGUGUCCUUCACUAAUUCUACCACAUGGAACCCAAGACAACACCCUAUUGAUAUGCUGUGAUCAUGAGAUUUAUCUUCUGAUAAUUUUCCCGUAAGACUCUAUAACCAUCGACAAAACUGACAACAGAACAAGACAGUUUUGGAGCAGGAUGUGACUUUAGUGUCCAGUGUAACGACGGCCCCUAGUUGGACUCGUUGGGACCCGAGAGCCGGAUGCUCUGGCCCCAAUUCGCUGUACUCCUGUAAAAUGACACGAAGAGCUCUUCAUAUGCCAAUCUGAAUCUGCCUUGUGGCUCUCAACUUUGAGUUACGUGAGUUGCAUUGGAAAUUUAAAAAAAAAAACAAGAAUUUUCGAAGUACAGAUCUAAGACUGUUAUAUAUUACAGGUUCGACAACACACCUUCAGACUUCUCUGACGUCUUCUAAAAAAUAAAAACAACGUGAAGGUAGAAAGUAUUACCGUGUAAAUGUUUAAAUUUUGUGGGAAGGUCAACACUGUGGAGCUGUGCGAAAUGCAUGUUGCAGUGUCAAAUCAACAGCGUCAUUUGUUUUAAUUUUCGCUAGCAUUUUCACCAGAAAAUAAUGUUGGAACUUACAACUAUAAAUAAUAAAAUAGUAUUAUUGCCAACAAUCUGUUACACAAUUAUUUUUUAUUAGCUAAAGCGGCACCUCCUUAAUAGUAAUGUGGUAACAAAAAUAUGGAUCAUGACCACAGUUUAUUGUGGUAUUGUCAGUGUUUAGUAUCCUUUUCUCUCACUCUAAAGCACACACACACACACACACACACUUUUGUAAUGUUAGUGUUCCUCUAGGCAGCUGGUCUCUUACUGCUUUGUGACGUCUAGUUAAAAUAUUUAGACUGAAUUUUAUUUGGUAUCCACAUAUUAAUGACCUAAGGUUUCGUUGCUCUACUGAUGCACCAUUUUCAAGGACUGCGAUAAUAAACUUGAGACAGUCACCUCCAAUAGAUGGCGCUGUCCGUACCUAGGAGGCCUUAGCCAAUGAUUUUGACUGAUCAAUUCUCGGUCAGCAAUUUCGUUACAUCAUAUUUUGGCCAAUGCUCUCGAUAAAUUAUAUGCUAAUAACCAAUGUUUCAGGUGACGUGUUUAAAGCCAAAUUAGAUUUGAUUUUAGAGCAAAAAUAUCUGUGUAACACUUUCGUAAGACAAAGCAUCUGAAAUUUGUCACUGAAAACAUUGCCAAGGGUGUCUGGACUCAGUGUGUUAAGUUCCACGUACCAUGGUUCAUAUUUUGGAUACGGCAGCUCAAGCAGCACUUGAGUGCCUGUCUUAAGUGCAUCAAGCAACACUCGCUGCAAGGCUGCGAGGUUCGUCAUAGGUGCUUUAAGCAACACUCACAUGUGGCUGCUGGUUUUUCUUGAGUGCGCUCGGUCAACACGUAUUAAUGGCUGACUGUCCUAUACACCUUUGGCAACAAUCAGCAGGGCCGUUCUAAGUGGCCGUCCAUCCUAGAUGCCUUAGGCAACACUCACGUGUGUGGCUGCUGGACUGUCCUAGGUGCCUCAGGCAACGUUCAGUACAUGGAUGCCCAUCCUAGGAGGUGGCGGGAGCUCCAAGUAUUGCUUGCCACAAGGCUAGCACACAGACUUAAUAUUCAGACUACUUUGGGAAUGUUCUUUCCAGGAUGACCAUAUUUUAGCUAUUUUGAGAACUGUACAGUUAAUGAGUGUGAAUAAAUAAUAAUCACAGUCAUAA
Messenger RNA from Cherax quadricarinatus, 3999 nucleotides. Lineage: Eukaryota; Metazoa; Arthropoda; Malacostraca; Decapoda; Parastacidae. The record is from RefSeq and is a predicted model, not a curated record.